CGAUCGUUUCGUUUCCUUCAUCGUCCGCCAUAUUUUACUUUACUCCGUCGUUACCGUGCGUGCGUGCGUCUAUUAUUGAGUUGCAUCUCCAGAUCUUAGCCUUGAUAAUUUCAUUAAAACUGUGACAAUCAUGGGAGAUCGCAACAACCCUAUUAAGUUUGGACCAGCAUGGAUGCGUAAUUUUGGACAAAUAAGUUCUACGGAAGUAACAACAAGCAACAAUCAAAACUCCACAAACUCAAGAGUUGUGACUACCACUGCUCCGAAGGUAACCACAGCAACCACAAGCAGUGUGACUAGCUCGGCGGUGACAAAUACCCAAGGCCAAACUGGAGAUGGCGCAGCACAAGAUCCCACCAAUUCCAAUACAACACCAACUACAACAUCUGGAACUACAAAUCCUGGAAACAGUGAAUUAGUAUUAGCUGAGAUGAGGUAUGGAAGGGAAGAGAUGCUAGCUCUGUAUGAAAGAACUACAGAUGCGCCUGAACAGUUAAAGUACUUUGAUCAGUUGUACCAACAAAGGCGAAAGCCACCUGUCGCAUUAAAUAACACCUUUCAAGAAGAAAUGCAACGGGAGAAUACCCGCGGAGCUAAACCUGCUGCUUCAGGGCGUAAUUUGAACCGUACCUCUCCCAAUGAGAAUCGGCGUACUCGCACACCGUUUCCUCGGAAUGCUUCAUCUGGAAAAGGUGUAAUAUGGAAUACGGCCCAAAAAAAAACAGGGCCCCCAACUUAUCACCCUACCUUUGAAGCUAAUACUGCUUUGUCUUGGGGGGGAAAUAAUGGUAACACACCACAACCUCCACCACCAAGAUCUCACGUUGAGCAACAUGAAAGGUCUGGGAGUAAGGUAUACCGAAGACGAGUCAAUAAUAAUACUAAUUGGAGACAGCAUUCACGGGAGGAAGAUGAAUGGAGGUCAAGGAAUCGUCCUAAUGCCGAACGUGAUUGGGGAGAAAGACCUCAAGGGAAACAGUCCACAUGGAACUCGAACCGCAGUGGUUGGGUGGGGGAGGCCAGCAAUGAAGAAAGCCUCCCGGAGUGGGCCGUCGAAAAUGCGGUGGGAAGAACUGGGACUUUCGAUUCCACUGGAGCUUUUCAUGGGUACAGUAACGACGACACAAACAUACCCAAGACUUCCGAGUCAUCAUCGUCAUUUCAACUGGUACGUUCUUUAACUCAUGGAAGUUUAGUGCACAACACAAAAAUUCCUGCAAAUGCAAAUGGUAUGGAAGAGUGGUGGACUUCUGAUAAGGCUAAAAAACUAUCACCUAACAAGCUUGAACCUAAUGACGCGAAGUUCAAACAGGCUUCUAAUAUGCCAAGUGACGAUAAUAUUCCUACUAAAAUAAGUAAAGAGGAGAACAUACAGGAAGAAAACGACAUCAAGGCAGAAGAAACCAAUGCAAAUGAGACCUUGGAGGCACCGCCAUCUUCUCCAAAGACUGAAGAAACUGACAAUAUCUCAGAUGACACAAAAGAAGCCAGUCUGAAAUCAAAAUUUGUUGAGAGUAAAACUUUUGAUGCUUUGAUGCGUUCGGAUAUUAACUUGGAGAAAGUGACUGAUGAAAAGGGAAACCUACAAUCUGUUCUGAUUACUACUAACAAUACACUGCGUCAGAAACAUCAGAAUAUUGUUGCUACAAAUGAUAAUGCUCAACGGCAGCCCCGAAUGCCCAUCUUGCAACACAUUCACUCUUUGGCAAAUGAAGAUGAUGAUAGUUCGGCAUCUAAAAAUCUUGCGGAAGAAAUGGUUAACCUAACUGUGGAUGAUUCAAAUGCAUCAACAUCGAAAACUGCAUCAACAAACGCAAAUGCUUCUGGCAACCAAACAGAUCUGCAAGUGCCCACGCAAAUGCCAAGUAGCAGCAUACCAUUACCUUCACCUAGACAGUCCAUGGGUGGCAUGCAAGCUGGGGGCAUGCCAGCUGGCGGCAUGCAAGCUGGCGGUACGCCAGCUGGCGGUAUGCAAGCUGGAGGCAUGCAAGUUGGUAUCUUGCAAGCUGGUGGUUUAAAAAUCAUGCAAGCCGGGGGAAUACAAGUUGGCAAAAUGCAAGCUGGCGGAAUGCAAGGCGGCGGAAUGCAAGGCGGCGGAAUGCACGGCGGCGGAAUGCAAGGCGGCGGAAUGCACGGCGGCGGGAUGCACGGCGGCGGAAUGCACGGCGGGGGGAUGCAUGUUGGCAACAUGCAAGGCGGCGGAAUGCAUGGCGGCCACAUGCAAGGCGGCGGGAUGCACGGUGGCGGAAUGCAAGCCGGCGGUAUGCAAAGCGGCGGCAUGCAAGCUGGCAAUAUGCAAGCCGGCGGUAUGCAACUUCAUUCAGGCGUUGGAGGGCGUGGAGGGUAUGAAUCAUUGGGGAUGCAACAUAAUACAAUGCAGCCAGGCGGAAUACACUUUGCUGGCAUCCAUCCAGGGAUGCAAACUGCUCAAGCCAUACAACAGACAUUACUGCAGCAGGCCGGAUUACAAUCUGCUGCUAUGCAAGGCGGGAUGCAUCCCGGGGAACUGCAAUCUGGAAGAGACGGAUCUGGAAUGCAAGGAGCAUUACAGGCAAUGCAAGUAGCCAGAAUGGGUUCUGGCUUGCAAAAUGUCGGAGUACCAAACCAAGCUUUGAAUACUGCAAUGGGUCUCCCCACAUCUGGAAAUGGACAAGUCAUUCCCAUGCCGGGAGUUUCCAGACCAAUGAUGCAAAAUCCAGGUGUUAUGGGCUUGGGUGCAGCAGAUAUGCAGGCUAAUGCUUCUAUGAUGUCCGCUUACCACCAACAAACUGGUCUUUCAAUGAUGAGUGGCUCAAAUAUUCACAACUCUUCGCUGUUCAUGGUACAGCCUAAUAAUUCAAUGCAAGCGGCGAAUGAUUUCAAUAGAGCGCGCGCUGAGAUGUAUCAAGCUGGGCAGCAGCAAGCAGCAUAUGGCUCUAUGUACAACAUGAUGCCACCUGGAGGCCAAUCUCCUCAAAAUAACUUGAACGUUAUGGACCAGUGGUACUAUGAAGACCCUCAGUACAAUGUGCAUGGUCCAUUCUCUUCAAAGGAUAUGUACAACUGGUAUAAAGCAGGUUUUUUCAAUUCCAACUUGAUGAUUCGUCGUGCCUGCGACGUAAACAUGCGCCGUCUUGGCUCAUAUGGCCCUAUGGCCUUUGGUGCGCCUAUUGACUUGCUGCCGCCAUACCCGCCACCAACUUUUGAUCGUCGUACCCAGGGACCUCAUGAUUUACUCAAUCCCAAGGGACUCGGAUUAGAGGAAACUUUGUGGCGUCAGAGCGCUCAGUCUCCUGACAUGCUGUGGAUGACUCAAUCUGUUGAUCCUACUAACGAGGCUGGGGUUAAUAACCUCCCAAUGCAUUUCUGGGAUACGGAGCCCUCCGCCUUAACCUCUAAAUCUAUAUUGCCCGAGAAAAUAGACAAGGAUGUGAAAUCUGAAGAUCAAGUGCCGGUACAGUUAAUGCCGUUAGGAAACAAUCAAUCCUCUGUUUCAACAACAAGCAGUGACUCACAGUCAGAAGUUUUCCCUCUCAUACAUGAGAGGACGACGCCCAACUUGGAGGAAAUCCAAAAUCUGUUACAAAUAAAAUGGCUUGUGACUGUGGCGUCUUCCUCCAGUAAAAGUACAGAGGAAAAUGAGGAAUCAGAGGUAAAGGGUGAUCAAGUUUUAAAAGAGGAGGAACCAUCCACUGAUAGUAGUAACGGCAAGCAAGAUCGGCAAAAUAAUAGCAAACCCGCGGUCGAAACAAAAGUAGUUAAGAGUCCUAAACCAGAGAAUGAUAAAUCGGUAAAAGGCAAAACAACAAAGGGUAAGAAUAAAAAGACAAAAGUGGGAAAAAAGGAAGAAGUGGUUGAACCGAAGACCAAAGAAGAUAUUGUUAAAACGGAGGUUAAAAAAUCGGAUGAAACCACGUCCUCCAAAACCAAGAAAGAAGAGAAACAAAGCAAGAAAGAAGUAGAAAAAGAAGGAAAGGAUGUUAAGGAAGGGACAAAAGAAGAAGUGAAGGGAAACGAUAGGGGGGUUUCUAAGGAAUCCAAGAAAAAAGAAAACGCAAAAGGUUCUGAUGCAGAUAGCAAUAGGAAAGAAGUUGCCGUCGAAGAGAAAAAAGGGAAAAAGAUUGUCGAGAAAACGACGAAUGACAAAAAACAACAGCCUGAGCAGCUGGCAGUUGAAACUGUACAAUUAGCUAGGAAGACCCCGUGGUCGGAUGCGUUAUCUGCGCAGGCGCAAUCUGCUAACAACUACAGCAUGAACCUGUCCAAUAUACAGCGUCUCGAGCGAGAGAAGAAAAUAGAAGAAAUUAAGAUGCAGCAGCGGAUGAUCCAAAUCAUCGCGUCACAACAGGCAGAGACCCUCGCUAGGGAAAAGAUAAUGCAAGCUCGACUCCAUUGGGCUAAGACGCGGCCUCCUCCUAAUAUGAUUCCCCUUCUCAGUGAAAUACAGGCUGAGGCUCGCAUGCAAGCAGCGGCGGAGUCAUCAGCUGCUGCGAUGGCCCACGUCUUGGACGAUGCUGAAACACUUCUCCCACCCAUUCCUAACACCCCAUGGGCCUCAUCCAGCAAAAGCGAUCCUCCUGCUCCUAUCGGUUUCUGGGACGCACAACAUAAAAACGGAAAGGCCACUGAUAAACCACAAGAGUCGCAGAAAGUGGAAGAGGCAAACAUACCUAUCAAGAACAAAACUGCAAUUUCAGUUAACGCACCGAAGGAGGUGUCGCCCGCUGUCCUGGAGUUCGAUUCCUGGUGCAAAAAUGUCCUCAUGGUGUGGGACAAAAACAUAGAUGUGACGACCUUUGUCAGCUUCCUUAAAGACAUCGAGUCACCAUACGAUGUUAAAGAUUAUGUCAAAUUCUACUUGGGAGAGACCAAAGAUGCCAAUGAUUUCGCUCGUCUGUUUUUGGAAAAAAGGUCUAAAUUAAUGCGUGUGGGCACGGUGACACCUUCAGAUGAUCUUUGCUCCCCGGCAGUAGCUAUUAACCCUCGCAUGUCGCUGAAUUUGGGUUACCAAGAAGUAAAGAGCAAGGGUAAAAAGGCGAAGAAGAACAAGAUGCUGAAAGUGGAUUCGCGUAUUCUCGGUUUCUCCGUAACGGCUGCUGAGGACCGGAUCAAUGUUGGCGAUAUUGAUACUGCCUAAAUGAUAUCAAUGGUAUCCAAUGUGUUCGACAUCUCGAGCUUUCAACAGAUAAUGCUGUAAACACGACGGAAUUAUGUAUUUUUUUUAAUAUUACUUGUCUAAGAUGAUUUUGGUAUAGAGUGCUGCAAUCUCUUUGUUUGAGCUGCGCAGCGCAGCCUCCCUCCGCAUUACUUUAUAUGUUGCUAUUAAUUCGUCCACCUUUUUAACUCAAAGUUGCAUUAGAAUUAUAAUUUUUUUAAUUUAGAUUUUAACUAUAUAUUUAUUUAUUCUAGCAAUGAAUUUAUAUUGCUUCAUUAUUGGGAUAUUAUUUUACUUUAUGAUUGUUUUUAUCUAAUGAUGUGACGGGCAUUUUACUAGUGGUGGUGGUAAAUAAGAUGAAUCAGAAUAAUUCGAGUCAUCUGUAAAUUUGUAAUUAUCACUCCAUUGUUUUCUAAAUAUUCACAAACUAGCUGUGCCCGCGACCUCGUUCGUUUCAAAUGCUAUGAUUCGUAGCAUUUUAAUUAUUUAUUCUAAUUAUUUAAGAAACCAAACAUAUUCUAUAAAGAACUUUCAUUCCCUAAUGGUUAUUUUGCACCAUUGAGGGUAAAAUGUAUAUAAUAAUCAUUGAAUGUCAUAUAUCUAUAUCAAAUUAACAGCGUAAAAUAUUUCAAUCUUCUAAUUGUGAAAGUGAAAAUACUUUUUCCGUUAAAAAGGCCUAAGUCUAUCUGUACCAAAUUCCAUUUAAAUCGUUUCAGUAGUUUUGGUGUGAAAGCGAAAUAUAGUUACUUUCGCAUUUAUAAUAUUAAGUAAAGAUAAUUAGGAUUUGCUUCAUGUCUACUUCACACAUUCACAGCGUGUUGUAAACUUGGUUACCACAAGUAAAGCGUGCGUCGCUUCGUCAGAUAAACAUGCUGUAUAAACUAUUAUAGGUGUACCAGUGUCGAUUAGAAAAAUAUAAAUUUUAACAUAACAUAAAUUUUUAUGGAUAUUCAAACAUUUUAUGUGGAAAUGUAUAUAUUUGUGGUUAGAGAUGGUGGUAGACCUAAACAUGAUAAUAACAAGACAUGAAUUUGUUGACAAACAAUUUAAACGUCAACCUAUACUUUUAUGUUACAACAUAACUAAGAUAUUAUGUAACCUCUUUAUGUUUUAAACACUGCAUGCGUUAAUGUUAAGUGUAUUAGGUGUCCAUUAAAUUUUUAUUGAAUUUAAUUUAAUAUUAAUUGAUACUAGUCACCACAAAGAUCAAUAAUAAAACUAAAUAGGAAAUAUUUGAGCCUAUGUAAAUUCAACAAAUAACUGAAUCGUUUAACUAUGCAUUAUCCUUUGCAACUGUUUUUAGCUGUAAUUCAUAUAAAUGUUCAAUGUUAGUGUUAAGUGUUCUAGACAAGACUUGAUUCAUCUAAAUGUGUAGAUUUUAGUUUCAAUCUUGCAUUGCACAUACAAUAACUAAUAAUUGUAAACAGUGAAAUUAUUCGUUCGUUUCUGAGACCAAAAUCCAUGUAUAAAACUUUGAUAUCUCAGUGUUGUCAAAGAUAUUGAGAGGCAUGACGAUAUGUUUAAUACAAGGAAUUUCGUCUCAGAAACUAACCAUAAAAGCUGUUACUUUAAACAUCGUUAUUACAUUAUUUCAUUGUGUUCGUUAUUUCAUAUAUAAAUUGAGCAAUAAUAAAGUUCCCGAUGAAACCAACUUUAGCUUUAUAUUUUUAGCUUCCUAGUUGGAUUUCACACAAAUGUUAGUGAAAAAGGCAUUAAUAAGUUUUUUAUAUUAAGUCAAGUGUGUUUAUUUUUAUCGGUCCUUUUGUAAUGGUGAUCGAUUUAUGAAAUGUAUUUUUAUUUUAACGGGUGCCACAAGUAUGUUCGCCUUUUUGGCUAAUUUAUUUCUAAAUUAGAUUACGAUGUCCAGGAAUUUGAACUUAAGUUUUGUUAAUAUUUGUAUUAAUUUAUAUAAUUGUAUCAAGUGUAUCAUAGUGUUGUUGUGUGCACUGUAAGUAAUAUAAUAAACAAGACACUUCUAGUAUCUUUUGAUGUUAGAGUAUUAUUAAUAUAUGAAAAGAUUUGUUUUAGAAUCGUUAUUAUUAAUGGUUUAAUGGCCUGUGUUGUAAUUUUGUAAAACACACGCUCUAUAAAAAUAACUAAGUGUAUGAAAUGAAAUGUCAUUCUUUACAUAUUUUUUUUAGUGUAGUAAUUGUUAAAAGUAAUACAGAUUUAAUGUCA
Messenger RNA from Papilio xuthus (Asian swallowtail), 7312 nucleotides. It is a transcript of the gene Gyf, whose product is annotated as GIGYF family protein Gyf. The coding region runs from base 131 to 5116 and encodes 1661 amino acids. Gene Ontology annotation, cellular component: cytosol. Gene Ontology annotation, molecular function: protein binding. Lineage: Eukaryota; Metazoa; Arthropoda; Insecta; Lepidoptera; Papilionidae. The transcript is spliced from 27 exons. The record is from RefSeq and is a predicted model, not a curated record.